AAAAAAAAAAAAGAACACUGAAAUGGCGGUCAAGUCAGGGGUGGAUCAUGAAGAAGAAGAAACCGAAACAAGGGAUGAAACAGAGAAAUGGAUUCAACAUUACUCAUCGUUGCAUCAAAUCCUUUUAGUGGGUGAUGGAGAUUUUUCAUUUUCAUUAUGUUUGGCUAAAGCAUUUGGUUCUGCUUCUAAUAUGGUGGCUACAUCACUUGAUCAAUAUGAUGUGCUGAUUAAGAAUUACCAGGACGCAAAAUCAAAUUUGGAGAGUUUAAGAAAACUUGGAGCAACAAUUAUGCAUGGUGUGGAUGCCACCAGAAUGAAACUUUAUCCUGACUUACAAAGGCGGAAGUUCGAUCGAGUUAUCUAUAACUUUCCACAUGCAGGAUUCCAUGGAAAGGAAGAUCAAGUUCACAUGAUCAAGAUGCACAAAGAUUUAAUUGGGGGUUUUUUCAGGAAUGCAAGCCAUAUGCUUAGACCCUUUGGUGAAGUUCACAUUAACAACAAGAAAGCACCACUAUAUGAAAGCUGGAACCUCGAAGAUCUUGCUAGGAAAUACAAUUUGGCAUUAGUUGAGCGUGUUGAAUUCAAAAAAGAAGACUAUCCAGGUUACAAAAACAAGAGAGGAGCUGGGCCAAGAUGUAAUGAGCCAUUUCCUUUAGGAAAAUGCUGUACUUUCAAAUUUGUUUUCAAGAAGUCUGCUCUCGAGUAUAUUCACACUGCACCCUACCAAAUUCAAAGAACACAACCACAAGUUCAAAACCCACCUCCAUUUGAACCUAGUCAUCUUUCUAUACUUCCCCAAAAUCACAUGGUCCGACCACAUACUGAUAAUCCUACUCCACUUAAAGUUUAUAAUCCCACUUGGCUCCAAGUUCAGCAAAUGCCAUCUCAACCUCAAGACCGAGUUCUAUUUGAUGUUGGUUAUCCUCUUGCAAAAGUGAAUAGACCAAGUAACUUUAGGUAUUUGGAUUCACCAUAUGCUCCGAAGGUUUCUGAUAAAUGUUAUUGGAUCUUUCAUGAGUAUUUUGCAGACACCGAGAAAAUGUACGGGCAAACAGGUUACCAUGUCGGCCGGGUUGUUCACGAAACUCUGAGAACUGGAUUCGACAGAUGCAUGAUAGAAGCCAAAGGAAGAGAUCUUAGUGGUUAUAUAAUGCAUCUCGAAGAACUACACCAUUACAGUGUUUCGAGAUCAGAGUGGUUGCGUAGAAUGUUGUAUCAUCUUGACAAGCAAAAGAUGGGUUGAAGUUUGGGUUGGAAAGCUUUGUGCACACUGGUGAAAUACUUAACCUUAAACUAUCAGGAGUGGUUUUUUCUUGGAAGUCCCCUAAUUUUGUGCAGGUUCUGAUGUUUUUACUGCUAAACAUUUUAUGCUUCUUUGGUUGAGGCUGAGUUCUGGGAAGUUCUUCCCGUAUUUUGUGCAGUAUCUGUUGCAUUUCCCAUCCAUCCGGAUUGCACGCUAUACUGUUUUUGUCUGAGACUGUGAAGUCCAUUGUACAGUGAAACUUAAGUUUAUAUUGCUAAUCUUAUUGUAGUCAGUUGACUUGAGCUCUUACAAUUAGUU
Messenger RNA from Papaver somniferum (opium poppy), 1561 nucleotides. RefSeq names its product heavy metal-associated isoprenylated plant protein 41-like. The transcript has 4 exons. The record is from RefSeq and is a predicted model, not a curated record. Gene Ontology annotation, biological process: rRNA base methylation. NCBI's taxonomy places the organism in Eukaryota, Viridiplantae, Streptophyta, Magnoliopsida, Ranunculales, Papaveraceae. Gene Ontology annotation, cellular component: cytoplasm. Bases 23 to 1243 code for a protein of 406 amino acids. Gene Ontology annotation, molecular function: rRNA (uridine-N3-)-methyltransferase activity.